CACUUCCGGUGUCUUCAGCAGCCCUGAUCGGCGCAUGCGCGGUCUUUUAACACUCUUCACGCGAUAGCAAAGAUGUCCACACAUAAGAAGAAGACCAGGAAGCUUCGUGGCCACGUGAGCCAUGGUCACGGUCGUAUUGGCAAGCACAGGAAACAUCCUGGAGGUCGUGGUAACGCCGGUGGCAUGCACCACCACAGAAUCAACUUCGAUAAGUACCAUCCGGGAUAUUUUGGAAAGCUUGGUAUGAGAAACUAUCAUCUCCGCAAGAACACCAAGUGGUGCCCCGCCUUGAACCUCGACAAACUAUGGACCCUAGUGUCCGAACAGACGAGGUUAAAAUACAAAGAUGCCACCAGCAAUAAAGUACCUGUCAUCGAUCUGACGAAAGCAGGUUAUUACAAGCUCUUGGGCAAAGGACGUCUCCCCAAACAGCCAGUUAUUGUUAAGGCCAAGUUCUUCAGCAAGCAAGCUGAGGAUAAGAUCAAGGCCGUUGGUGGUGCCUGUGUACUUUCUGCUUAAGCCCCCUGGAAUGCUACUGCGAUUCACUUGGAGAUGAAGAACUGAUCCGAGACAUGUACGAUUACCAACAAUGUACAAUUCCUAAUAAAAAUGAUGGAAAAUUUAUAAA
Molecule: messenger RNA, 628 nt
Organism: Diachasmimorpha longicaudata
Lineage: Eukaryota; Metazoa; Arthropoda; Insecta; Hymenoptera; Braconidae
Gene: RpL27A
Product: Ribosomal protein L27A
Exons: 7
Coding region: 73-519 (148 amino acids)
Biological process (GO): translation
Cellular component (GO): ribosome; cytosolic large ribosomal subunit
Molecular function (GO): structural constituent of ribosome
Source: RefSeq, a predicted model, not a curated record